Lampris incognitus (smalleye Pacific opah) is the source of this 4298-nucleotide messenger RNA. RefSeq names its product DISC1 scaffold protein (gene disc1). The coding region runs from base 535 to 3189 and encodes 884 amino acids. The transcript has 14 exons. Gene Ontology annotation, cellular component: centrosome; intermediate filament cytoskeleton; microtubule. Gene Ontology annotation, biological process: neuron migration; cilium assembly. The record is from RefSeq and is a predicted model, not a curated record. NCBI's taxonomy places the organism in Eukaryota, Metazoa, Chordata, Actinopteri, Lampriformes, Lampridae.
CGCUGGCGCGCAGCAUGGCCACGAUGUAGCGCGGCACGCCGCGGAUCCUGCACCGUUAUCCACCACCCGGAUCACCGAGAACCCCGCAAGCUGGCGACCCUUUUCCUGUUCAGCGUCGUAUUUGUAUUUUAAAAAAAUUGUAACGUACCGUCGGAAUUUCGCAGCCCAGUUCGCCCCCCCCAGACUCUCUCUCAGCUCGACCCGUUCCUGCGCAGCCGAGCCCGCUUGCUUUAACGACCGGCGGUGGCCACAGAACGGUGCCGGGAGGGGGGGGGGCGCUUUUCUCCGCUUCGGAGACGGUGAAACAGUUGAGCAGCAGCUCGGUCCACGCUAGCUAACCCCCCCUCCCCUCCCCUACCCCCCCCCCCCCCCAGUUGGUGUCGGAAAUGGGAACAGUUGCGGGGUCUGCGUCCGUUUGGGAAGGGGCUUCUUAGAAUCACAUCGUUUCGUUUACUCUGAGAGGGGGGUGGGGGGGUGUUUUUUUUUUGUGGGAAGGCCGGGCCUCGAGUUCGAGUCGUCGGCCACCGAUCAACGAUGUUCGCCGGACUGUUGGGGUUGGGAUGUAACGGCAACUACACCGACGGCGCCCGGGCUGCCUUUCAACCCCGCCAAGGAAUGGAAGGUGGCAAAGCGUCAGCAACAGCCGGCUGCUGCAGUCGUAAGAGGAUCCACCGAAGACCAGGGUACAUGCGGGGAGAGCUACCCAUGAGCAUCACUGUUAAGGAGGGAGAGAGGAGGAUGAGGUGCAUUAACAAUGAACCAGAGUGUCCUGGCAGUGAGGGCUACAACGACGUCACUGAGCAGCCCAACACUCUUAGGGAAGGUCUGGCACCUGCUGUCAAAGUGUCCUUAUCAAACCAGCAACAGCCUGAGACAGACAAACAUACGUCUCACUCUUGGCAUAGACAAAGAUUUGUCUCUUCUGUUCCUCAUCCUCCCCCAAUUUUAGACUGUAGCGUUGCUAAGUCGACAUCCAGCCUUCAGAGCACAUCCAGUCCUCAGGUUGUGUCCUCCAAAUCAGGGAGUGACCUCAGGUUAAAUUCAGGGCCGGCCCUCCAGACCUGCACUGCACAGUCCAGGCUGACUGACCUAGCAGACUCCUUCAGCUCCAGCUUCAGUUUCAUCCGACAGUCACUCAGCUCCAACCAGAGAUCAGACUCUUCCACGGACAUGCCCAUCCCAGAACAGGAUUCUCAAGAUCAGUCAUCACUCAAACACCUGACCUCUCAGCCUGUGUGCUCAUCAGGUCCUGAACCCCCAGGUUCUUUUUAUCCAUUAGCCAAAGUGCUAAGCGUUACCCAAAUGAACCCAGUAACCCCAUCCCCAAAACUGCUAAUCCCUGUUCAACCACAGCCAUCCCCAGCCAGCCAAGCACAGAAAGAUGAACUGGUGGUGGGUGAGAGGGUUUGGCACGAACCCCGGUGGGGUGGCAGGGAAGUUACGUCUGACCUGCCCGAUUGUGAUGCUCUGUCUGUGGACUCGGACACGGCCUCCGCCUCCUCUGUAACCUCUGGCUAUGAGAGCGGCACCCCUGCCUCUGACCAAGGUUGGGACAACCUGUUGAAGAGGUAUGAGGGCAUCCUGCAAGACUGCCUCCAGAACAACCGCACUAAUGCCAAGAUUGAGUCGAUGAUGUUGAAGCUGCAAAGACUCCAGCAGAAAGCCAUUUUGGAUGAUGACUAUGACACAGCUGAACGUUUCGGCAAGAAGCUGGAGGAGCUGUGUCGGGAGAGGGGGGCACUAAAGCUGGGCCUGCCCUCCAGACAGCCCAGCGUGGCUCUGUUCCUGGAGCGUCUGAGAAAGGCGGUGCACAGUGCCCUCCAGAGGUCGGAUCACCACCGACGCAGCGAGGGGCAGGAGCUCAACACCGGGGAACGGUCGGACCCGGAGCAGAAUCCGCUCCAUCGAAGAGAUCGUCUAAUCCAAGAGAAGCGCAUUGUAGAGGCGGAGAUUGCCAAGCUGCAGCGAAGGCUGACAGAGCUGAAAGACCGCAGUCACAGUCUGGAGCAGCAGAUCCUGCAGCAGGACCAGCAGGCGGAGACUGAGGAGCUGGAGGGCUCCAUGCUGAGGGGCUGCACUGCAGACCAGCUCACGGACAUGAGCCGCGCCCUGCAGGACCUGGUCACUUCCGAGAACCGCAUGCACAUCUGUGUCUCCCCUCCACCUUCCAUGCUCAGACUCCAGGAGCAGGAGCAGGCCUUGAAUCUGUCCAUCAAAGAAGCAACUGCCAAAGUGGUCAUGAGUCAGAGGCUGGGUGGCAGCCUGAGGAGGAAAGUUAGCGAGACUGAAACUCAGCUGCUGGCUCUGCAUGAAGCCAAACUGGCCGCCAUCUCAGGCAAUGACUUCAGUAGUGCCAAGGAGCUGAAGGCUGAGAUGAAGGCUGUGUAUCUGGAAAGGGACCGGCUGGAGGGUCUGGCCAAGAGGCUCCACAGUCUGAGCUCCGGGAACAGCCAGGAGCUGGCCAGGAUGAAAGAGCAGCAGCAGCAGCUCAGACAGGAGCUGGAGCAGAGGGAGGCCCAGCACGAAAACAGGUUGAAAGAGAACACCAGCAGGUACAUUGAGCUACUGGAGGACAGAUUGCACAGUUGCGGCUGUCCGGCCCUGGAGCGGGUGUGGGAAGCAGACCUGGAGGCGUGCCACCUCUUUCUGCGAGGUGUCCAGCUCCGAACCCCCAGUUGCAGUGGGCCAGACGGUGAAGAGCUCCUUGUGCUGACGGUAUAUCAAGAAAACCAGCCGUGCACCAAAGACGAAGAGGACUGCGCCAUGCUAACCGCGCUAGGGGGUCGCUGGUGCCCUGAUGCUAACCUACAGAACUCCGAGUUCACCAAGAAACUGGAGGAGUUUUUAUUCUGCAUGGAGGAUAAUCACCCAGAGGACGACUGCAGUGAUGCUGAGGCUGUGGACCUCACAGAGCAAUGCGAGUUGAUCAGCAAUAGACUGGUGACCCUGGAGGAUGAACUGCAGAAAGCCAUACGCAACCGAGACCAGGCUCUCACUGAAUGUUUAGAGAAGGAGGUCCAGGAAGUGAAAGCCACUUUGCAGACCAUGCUGGCACAGCUCAAAGAGGAAGAUGAUGAAGCAGAGGGGAUAAAUGCGGCUCGGGAUGAUGACCUUGUGGAAAAUGGGAUUGAAGACGACGAUGAGGAGGAGGAAGAAGACCAGUACUUCAGUGACAGCUGGGACAUCUAAUGUUGAUGUCUGUUGUGUUUUAAGACCACUAUUAUACACACAGAAUCCCUCCAGUGGCUGACCCUUCACCACACUGUGAGAGCUUGACCUCGGCUUUACAGUUAAACCGACCCUAUAUCCAUUUACUGUAUGCUCACACUGAGACGACUGUAUAAUCCAGCCUUUGUGGUAUUGUCGACACUUUGAAAAACGUUUGACUUUAUGGCUGUAUGUGGUAUUUAUGUCCGAAUACAUGUAAAAGGCACAUGAAGGAUUAAAAAGAAUACGACAUACUGUAAUUUAGGUCACUUUAAAAGAACCCGUGGAUUCCAUUCCAAAAUGUGUGUAUUCUGUAUUUUUCCAGCCUACGUUUAACCUGCAGAAACAGUGCCUUAGGCAGCUGAAUGGAUUUGGGAUUUUUUUUCCCGUACGGACCAAAUUGACAAUCUCCUACUGUUAGACAUUUGCACAUGAAGAUAAAACGAUGUGUUAAAUCUUUAGCCUAACUUGCCUCUUUUUCUAUGUCAUUUCAAUACGACUGGACUUCAGUAUGAUUCUGUCCAUGAGAUAAACUCAUUGUGGUGCUACCGAGUGCAAGCUAACAUAAGCGCUUUUAUUAGUUGUGGUUCUGUUAAAAAAAAAAAAGGAAGAAGCAAGUUUGAUUUUUUUCUACUUGUCUAGUCUUGUUAAUGCAGAGUUUUGUGCCUGGUAGAUGUUUGGAGAGAAGCUAUGCAUUUUGAGCCAUUUCACCAGUCCAACUAAAAUGUGUCAUAUGCAUAUACUAAAUGAAGGUUAAAAUGUCAACGGGCACAGAAAAUGUAUUUGUUAUUGCUUUAAUUUGUGUUGUUUUGUUUUGUUUUUCUUCUAAAAAGCACUUUGUUAUUUGUCAUUGACUGCUCUUUGAAUGAAGGAUUGUUAACUUUUUUGGUCAUAGAGAUGUGAUCUAUAAAUUUAUGUGCAUUUCACUAGUAUCGCAUCACUCAAUGUUUGUAGGGUAAUAGUUUUUUGAGUUUUUGCUCGUUAUUCACUGUUGUGUUUUAUUUUUAAUUUCUGCACAGCUUGAAUUCAUUUUGUUCCAUAAUUCAUAUUUAUUCAAUAUAACGUCUCACUAAUUAAAGCAUGUUCCAUAC